Molecule: messenger RNA, 1896 nt
Organism: Aethina tumida (small hive beetle)
Lineage: Eukaryota; Metazoa; Arthropoda; Insecta; Coleoptera; Nitidulidae
Product: receptor expression-enhancing protein 2
Exons: 9
Coding region: 55-1557 (500 amino acids)
Biological process (GO): endoplasmic reticulum tubular network organization
Cellular component (GO): endoplasmic reticulum tubular network; endoplasmic reticulum membrane; cytoplasmic microtubule
Molecular function (GO): microtubule binding
Source: RefSeq, a predicted model, not a curated record
GAGUGCCGCAGGUGUACGCGUUCGUCGUCCGCUCCCUCUGUUUCGUUACGGAAAAUGGAUGUGGAGCGCUCGGCCGUUUUGUUGAAGUGCGUUUUGAACGCGGACCGCGUAGGUGUAGGGAAACCUUCCGUUUUCCAUCUGGGAGCCGUCGCCACUUUGGUUGUUGUGGCCGCCUGUCACAAAACUCUUUUGUAUCCGCUCUUCAGAUUGGUUUUUGGCACCUUAUAUCCUGCUUAUGCUUCUUACAAAGCUGUUCGCACGAAAAACGUCAAAGAAUACGUAAAAUGGAUGAUGUACUGGAUAGUUUUUGCUAUUUUCACAUGCAUUGAAACCUUCACUGACGUGUUUCUAAGUUGGUUUCCGUUCUACUAUGAGAUCAAAAUUAUGCUGGUUAUUUGGCUGUUAUCGCCUGCUACCAAAGGCUCCAGCUUCCUAUACAGGAAAUUCGUGCAUCCAUUGCUCAGCAGCAGAGAACAAGAAAUUGAUGAAUACAUUUCGAAGGCCAAAGAGCAAAGCUACAAACAAGUCUUGGAUCUGGGAUCAAAGGGAAUGACUGCUUUAAUGCAGACUGCAAUUAAGGGUGGUGGAGGAAUAGUAAACCACCUGCGUAAGAGCUACAGUCUGGGUGACUUGAGCGAUCCCGGUUUAACGGAAGGCCAAGACGAACGCGACGUUAUAAUUACGGAUCCAAGAUUGAGGCGAAGACGUGUCAGUCCUCACAGAUCGAGCUCUACCAGCUCAGCCCACAUCUAUUUUUCAGAAGUGGACGUCAGAGCGGAUAAGAUUACUCACGUUCAAUCCACCGAAGACAUCAGUUCGUCUGGAUAUUCAAGUGGAGAGGGACUGACGAAACUCCAAGCCAGAGAAGGUUUAACAAGAACCGGAUCUUUGACUAGAUCACGCACUGGAAGAACCACCAGGUCGACAGUUCCUAAGAAAACUACAGGCGUGGCUAGUGAUGAGAGCGAUGAGAACGAGGUGUUCGACACGAACAUAAUAUUCUUGAACGACAAGGUGAAGGCGAUCGAUCGCCUGACGGACGAGAAAUCGGAGUCAUCAAGUGAGGAGUUUGGGGAUGCGUUAGACACGAUGCACGGUAACCGACCAACAUUAACCGCACCCGAACUAACACGAGAUGCAUGCGAGAAGAGAGGCGGACGAUACAAUAAACGGGCGGCGCCGGUGCCGCCCAUCAAGGCGACGCUGGUCCUGACACCGGGAGUGGUGAAGAACGUUGGCGUCGACUCAUGUAAGGAGGUUUUCGUGCAAUCGCCAAAAACGAAACGUAGAUCGAGCAACUCGUCGGGUUCGUCGUCGAAACGAAAGAAUCGAUUUUCUAUGUUGCUCAAGUUGCCGAAAAAAAUUGGUCUUUGGCCAAGCCUGGCCGAUUCGAAACAUUCGAAAAGUGCCGGUGAUUUGCCGACCGUUGACUCGUCGUCAACUAGUAGAACUAGUCCGUGUGGCAGUCGUUUGUCAAUUAAAAGUCUGACGGAGUCUCCUUUGUCUCACAGAAGGCUCAAAAUCGUGCGGAAGCUCCUCGAUGAAGAUGACGAUUGAUACUAAUCUUACACUCCUAGAAAUCUUCUUUUUAUCAGGACACUACCAGUGCUACUUUGCCAAGAGCCAAGAAGACAACCAAAAAGAAAACAAUAUGAGGGUCAUUGUUUAGUAAAAAUGUGAUGUUACGAUUUAUUUAUUAGCCAAUUUAUUAUAUAAGACGCGUUUUCGUGUUCGAUUUUUAUAAUGUCUUUUAGACAGAGUGUUUUAUUUAUGUUGUAAAGCUCAAAUCUCAAUUAUGUUACCAUUGUAAUUAUCGAUGUAUGAGUUUUCAUGUGUUUUUUUUUAACUAUUUAAUUGUGAUAAUUUAUUAGGAAUAAAUGGACUAUUACUAUUGGC